Molecule: messenger RNA, 1901 nt
Organism: Nannochloropsis gaditana CCMP526
Gene: ACSS
Product: acyl-CoA synthetase
Exons: 2
Coding region: 1-1824 (607 amino acids)
Molecular function (GO): acetyl-CoA synthetase activity; AMP binding
Source: RefSeq, a predicted model, not a curated record
AUGCAGGCAAUGUGGUUCUCUGACUUUGACCGGGUCUCGCAAGGCUCCUUCAUUGAGGGCGAUGUGGCCUGGUUUUUGAACGGGAAGUUGAACGCCUCCGUGUGCUGCAUUGACCAGCAUCUCCCGCAUCGUCAGGAUCAAGUGGCUAUCCUGUGGGAAGGGGACGAGCCCGGGCAUUGUCGGUCAAUCACGUACAAAGAGCUCUACCGGGACGUAUGCCGGCUGGCGAACGCCAUGAAAGCCAUGGGAGUGAGGAGGGGCGACGUCGUCAUGCUAUACCUGCCCAUGGUUCCUGAGGUCGUGAUGGCCAUGCUUGCCUGUGCGAGGAUCGGAGCGCCUCACUCGGUGGUUUUCGCGGGGUUCUCGGCGGAGGCUUUACGGGACCGCAUCAACGAUACCAAUAGCAAGUGGGUCAUGACCACCGACGAAGGAAAGCGGGGGGGGAAAACACUGCCCUUGAAGCAAAUCGUGGACAAGGCCUUGAAGGAGGCGCCGAGCGUGCAACAUUGCUUUGUCUUCGAGCGGACAGGCGCGCCGGUGGACUGGGUGCCGGGGCGCGACGUGAAAAUGUCCGAGGUGAUGGCGCAACAGCGACCCUACUGCCCCGCAGAAACAAUGGACAGCGAAGAUCUUCUCUUCAUCUUGUACACUUCCGGGUCCACGGGGAAGCCCAAGGGCGUGGCCCAUACGACGGCGGGCUACCUGUUGUUCGCGGCCAUGACCCACAAGACAGUCUUUGACUUGCAAGAGGGGGACGUGUACGCCUGCGUGGCAGAUUGCGGGUGGAUCACGGGGCAUUCCUACAUCGUCUACGGGCCCUUGGUCAACGGUGCCACCACCCUUCUCUUCGAAUCGAUCCCAACCUACCCGAACCACUGCCGGUACUGGGACCUGAUCCAACGCCACAGGGUGACGCAGUUCUACACCGCGCCCACCGCCAUCCGGGCCUUGAUGCGGUACGGCACCGAGGACAUCGCCUCCUUUGACCGGUCCAGCCUGCGGGUCCUGGGCUCCGUGGGAGAGCCCAUCAAUCCCGAGGCCUGGAAGUGGUACUUCGAGCACGUGGGGAACGCGCGGUGCACGAUCGUCGACACCUGGUGGCAGACGGAGACGGGCGGGCACCUCGCCUCCCCCCUCCCCGGCGUCACCCCCAUGAAACCGGGAUCCUGCACGCUGCCUUUCUACGGGGUGGAGCUGGCCUUGAUCGACCCAAGCACGGGGCAGGAGCUGGCGGGGAACGACGUGGAGGGCGUCCUCUGCGUGAAACGGCCCUGGCCCUCCAUGACCCGGACCGUGUUCGGGGACCACGCCCGUUACUUGACCGUCUACAUGCAGCCUUACAAAGGGUACUAUUUCACGGGGGACGGCGCCCGGCGGGACGCGGACGGCUACUACUGGAUCACGGGCCGCGUGGACGACGUGCUCAACACCUCCGGGCAUCGGAUCGGCACCGCGGAGGUGGAAAGCGCAUUGGUCGGUCACGCUGCCGUUUCGGAGGCGGCCGUGGUGGGUUUUCCGCACGCGGUGAAGGGGGAAGGGAUCUGCUGCUUUGUCACCCUGCGGGAGGGCGUCUUUGAGAGCCCGGCGCUAGAGAAGGAGUUGAAGCAGGCGGUCCGGGACGCGAUCGGGGCCUUCGCCACGCCGGACAUUGUCUGCCCCACCCCUUCCUUGCCCAAGACGCGCUCGGGAAAGAUCAUGCGCCGCGUGCUCCGGAAAAUAGCCUCCGGAGAGUCGGACUCCCUGGGCGAUGUGUCCACGCUCGCCGACCCCUCCGUGGUCCCCUACCUGAUCACGGCCAUCGCGCUCAAGGUGAAGACAGCCUGAGGGGAGGGCGGGGGGAGCAGGAUGGCUCGUUUUCACUGUUUGCAAGUCCGGAUGUUGGGGAGGGGUCGGGAGGGGGG